This is a messenger RNA of Anoplophora glabripennis (Asian longhorned beetle), 1218 nucleotides long. It is a transcript of the gene Cdk5, whose product is annotated as cyclin-dependent-like kinase 5. The transcript is spliced from 3 exons. The coding region runs from base 46 to 942 and encodes 298 amino acids. The record is from RefSeq and is a predicted model, not a curated record. Gene Ontology annotation, cellular component: nucleus; cytoplasm. NCBI's taxonomy places the organism in Eukaryota, Metazoa, Arthropoda, Insecta, Coleoptera, Cerambycidae. Gene Ontology annotation, molecular function: cyclin-dependent protein serine/threonine kinase activity; ATP binding. Gene Ontology annotation, biological process: protein phosphorylation; neuron apoptotic process; synaptic vesicle transport.
UUAAGUACUAAACCUAAAACUACUUUUGUUUUUAAUACUAGUAAUAUGCAGAAAUACGAGAAGCUUGAAAAGAUCGGGGAGGGAACUUAUGGGACUGUAUUUAAGGCGAAGAACCGGGAGACUCACGAAAUAGUCGCUUUGAAGAGAGUAAGGUUAGACGACGACGACGAAGGAGUUCCUUCGUCUGCUCUCCGCGAAAUUUGCCUACUCAAAGAACUCAAGCACAAAAAUAUAGUGCGUCUUUACGAUGUAUUACAUAGUGAUAAGAAACUCACCUUAGUGUUUGAACACUGUGAUCAAGAUUUAAAAAAAUACUUCGAUAGUUUAAACGGUGAUAUUGAUCUAGAUGUUGUAAAAUCCUUCAUGUACCAGCUGUUACGGGGAUUAGCCUUUUGCCACAGUCAUAAUGUCUUACACAGAGACUUAAAGCCUCAAAAUCUGCUGAUUAAUAAAAACGGUGAACUGAAACUAGCUGAUUUUGGACUGGCCAGAGCUUUCGGUAUACCUGUAAAGUGCUACUCUGCUGAAGUUGUUACUUUAUGGUACCGACCUCCUGAUGUUUUAUAUGGAGCGAAACUUUAUACAACAUCCAUUGAUAUGUGGUCUGCGGGGUGUAUCUUCGCAGAACUGGCGAAUGCUGGAAGACCGCUAUUUCCUGGGUCAGAUGUAGAUGACCAACUGCGCAGAAUAUUCAAGUUGCUUGGAACACCAACCGAAGAAACUUGGAGUGACAUGGCAUCAUUACCAGAUUAUAAGCCCUUUCCUGCAUAUCAGCCUAAUAUGAGUUUGUCUCAGGUAGUGCCUAAGUUAGGCAACAGAGGUAGAGAUCUGCUUCAACGAUUGUUAGUGUGUAAUCCCAUGGGUAGAAUGUCAGCUGAAGAUGCGAUGGCCCACCAGUAUUUUAGUGAUUUAAAUCCAGCCAUAAAGAACGAUAGAUGUUAAGAUUUAUAUUUUCUUACGAUUCAUAAUGGUAGGUAGACUUCAUGAAAUUUGUCCGGCAUAAGUAUCUCAUUCUACAAAGUAAUGUAUAAGUAUAUAUAUUUAUUUUUUAAAUAGGUAAUCAAUUUAAUUUAGUUUUAUCUUCGUAAUUAUCAGGUAAGGGAACAUAUUGAGUUAAGUGGUAAAGGCUGAUUUGCUGAUGUCUUGAAAUUGUUAUAUUAAUUUUGGUUUUAAUUAGAAGUUAAAUGUUAAAAAAUAUAUAUUUUUUAUUUUAUGUAU